AUGAUCAGUCCAUCAGAAAUGGCAGGGGUUACACAAACUAAUUCUGUAUCUAGUUUAUUGAAUAGUGAUUAUAAUGAUGGUAAUGUUAACACUAAGAUAGGUGAAACUUUUUCUUCUUCUUAUAAAAAUGCGUCUCCUAUAACGCGCACCAAUGGUUUGAUUGAUAGAUUAGACAAGUUCAAAUUCGACAAAAAUAAAACAAGCAAAUGUCUCCCUGUUUUAUCACAAUCUCACAGUAAUAAUACUAGUGUUGCUACUAGUGCAACUAUUACUACUGCCACUACUGCUGCUGCUGCUGCUCAUACUAUUGACAAUGAUGAUAAUAAUGAUGACAAUGAUAAUAAUGAGAUCGCUGUGGAAGAGACGGAUGAUGAAAGUUAUAUGAAAUAUGUUAAGAAUCUUGCCGACCUAAAUUCUGCUAAGGAAAAUUUACGAAAAAUAUCGACAGCAAGCAGUGAUCAUCCAUUAAAAACAAGUAAGAGUCAUGUGGCAUUUGCUAACACUGCAUAUGAUGUAAGAAUGUUGAGUAAGGAUAUCUCUAAUACAAAGAUUAACUUAGAAGUGGAAAAAGUUAUCAUUAUAGUGAAGAAGAAUGAAGUUUCUUUAAUUAUUUUAUUAAGAGAAUUGGUCGCAUGGUUAUUGACCAAUUAUCAACAAAUGACAAUAUAUGUUCAAGACAUCUUUGAGGAUUCUGAAUUAUUUGCCGGAAAGGAAAUCUGUACCGAUUCAUUCUGUACUUUAGCUAAAAUUGGCUAUUGGAAUAAACAAUUCAUUGAGGAACAUGAUCUUUUCUUUGAUCUUUGUAUAACAUUGGGAGGUGAUGGUACAGUGCUAUUUGCUUCCACUCUAUUUCAAAAGCAUGUGCCGCCAAUGUUAUCAUACGCCUUGGGUUCAUUAGGAUUUUUAACAAAUUUCGAUUUUGAAAAUUUUAAACAAGAAUUACCCUUAAUAUUGAAUCAAAAGGUUAAAACAAAUUUAAGAAUGAGACUAAAAUGUAAUGUUUACCGUCGACACACAACAAAAAAGGAUCCUAUCACAGGGAAAAAAUUGUGUUAUAUGGAAUGUGUGGCUGAACAUCAUGUAUUAAACGAAGUUGCCAUUGAUAGAGGUCCAAGUCCGUAUAUAUCUAUGUUAGAAUUGUAUGGAGAUGAUUCACUAAUGACUGUUGCUCAAGCAGAUGGUUUGAUUAUUGCUACACCUACAGGUUCUACUGCCUAUUCCUUAAGUGCUGGAGGUUCUUUAAUUUAUCCAUCAGUUAAUGCUAUUGCAGUAACGCCCAUUUGUCCCCACACAUUGAGUUUCAGACCAAUUGUUUUGCCUGAUUCGAUGAAAUUGAAAGUUAGAGUCCCAUCGAAAUCAAGAAGUACGGCCUGGGUGGCGUUUGAUGGUAAAAAUAGGGUAGAAUUGAAGAAGGGUGAUUAUAUCACUAUAUGUGCAAGUCCGUAUGUUUUCCCCACAAUAGAAUCCUCACCAACAGAGUUCAUUGAUGGUAUUAGUAGAACCAUGAAUUGGAAUAUCAGAGAAAAACAAAAAUCAUUCACUCAUAUCCUUUCACGUAAGAAUAGAGAAAUUUUUGCCACAGAGGUGCAUAAUUCCGAGAGUAGUGAAGAAGAAUAUAUAGAAGAAAGAAGAGCUAAUUUACUGGCAUACGGUAGACCACUAAACAGUGAAGAAGAAUGUUCUAGUGAGGAAUCAGAUAUAGACGAUAGACAACAAUGCUCGAAGGUUCAGUAA
This is a messenger RNA of Arxiozyma heterogenica, 1734 nucleotides long. RefSeq names its product NADH/NAD(+) kinase (gene YEF1). Gene Ontology annotation, biological process: NAD+ metabolic process; NADP+ biosynthetic process. Gene Ontology annotation, molecular function: NAD+ kinase activity. Lineage: Eukaryota; Fungi; Ascomycota; Saccharomycetes; Saccharomycetales; Saccharomycetaceae. The transcript has a single exon. Bases 1 to 1734 code for a protein of 577 amino acids. The record is from RefSeq and is a predicted model, not a curated record.